Molecule: messenger RNA, 3743 nt
Organism: Hirundo rustica (Barn swallow)
Lineage: Eukaryota; Metazoa; Chordata; Aves; Passeriformes; Hirundinidae
Gene: PDZRN3
Product: PDZ domain containing ring finger 3
Exons: 10
Coding region: 198-3383 (1061 amino acids)
Biological process (GO): neuromuscular junction development; protein ubiquitination
Cellular component (GO): neuromuscular junction
Molecular function (GO): protein binding; ubiquitin protein ligase activity; zinc ion binding
Source: RefSeq, a predicted model, not a curated record
CGGGGACGGGGCACGGCCGCGGGCCGGGCCGGGGGCUCAGCUGCCUCUCGGGCGGCUCGUACUUCUUGAUCCCCGUUCUCCGCCUCUCCCCCGGCCCGUCUCCGCACUCCGUGUACUUUUUCUGGGCUUUUUUUUUCUUCUUUUUUUUUCUUUUUUUUUUUUUUUUUUUCGGUCGUUGGCGGCGGAGCGGAAGGAGGAUGGGGUUCGAGCUGGAUCGCUUCAGCGGGGAGGUGGAUCCCGACUUCAAGUGCAACCUGUGCAACAAGGUGCUGGAGGACCCGCUGACCACCCCCUGCGGACACGUCUUCUGCGCGGGCUGCGUGCUGCCCUGGGUGGUGCAGCAGGGCAGCUGCCCCGUCAACUGCCAGCGCAUCUCCACCAAGGAGCUCAACCACGUCCUGCCCCUCAAGAGCCUCAUCCUCAAGCUGGACAUCAAGUGCGACAACCACGCGCGGGGCUGCGAGGCCGUGGUGCCGCUGCAGCACCUGGGCGAGCACGCCGAGACCUGCGACUUCUCUCCGGCCAAGUGCCGCAACCGCGGCUGCCGCCAGGUGCUCAACCUGCGCGACGUGGAAGCGCACAUGCGGGAGCGCUGCGAGGCGCGGCCCGCGGGGCUGUGCGAGCAGGGCUGCGGGCUGAUGCUGACCCACGGCGAGCGCCGGGCCGGCGGCCACGGCUGCCUGCGGGCGCUGCGCGCACACGGGGCCGCGCUGCAGGCGCGGGCGGCCGCGCUGGAGAAGGCGCUGAAGAAGGAGGCUCUGCGCGCAGGCAAGCGGGAGCAGUCGCUGCUGUCGCGGCUGGCGGCGGCGCAGCUGGAGCUGCAGGUGACGGCGCUGCGCUACCAGAAGCGUUUCACGCAGUACAGCGCCCGCCUGGACGCGCUGGCCCGAGCCCGCGCGGCCGAGCCCGGCAAGGGUGAAGAAACUAAAGCACUGACUCUGGUCCUCCAUCGGGACUCUGGAUCUCUUGGAUUUAAUAUUAUUGGUGGCCGGCCGUGCGUGGACAAUCAGGAUGGGUCAUCGAGCGAAGGAAUUUUUGUGUCGAAAAUAGUUGACAGCGGGCCUGCUGCUAAGGAAGGAGGGCUGCAAAUCCACGACAGGAUUAUCGAGGUCAAUGGGAAGGAUUUAUCCAAAGCCACCCACGAGCAGGCGGUGGAAGCGUUCAAAACAGCCAAGGAGCCCAUCGUGGUGCAGGUGCUGAGGAGGGCCCCGCGCGCCAAGGCCUUCGGCGCGGCCCACGAGCCGCAGCUGGUGGAUGUGGGCACGCAGACCGACAUCACCUUCGAGCACAUCAUGGCCCUCAGCAAGAUGGGCUCGCCCACACCUCCUGUCCCCGUGCUGGACUCCUACCUGCUGCCUGAGGACCAUCCAUCCGUGCAUGAAUACUACGACCCAAAUGACUACAUGGGAGGAAUUCAUCAAGAAAUGGACCGGGAUGAGUUGGAAUUAGAGGAAGUGGAUUUACACCGAGUGAACAGCCAGGACAAGCUUGGCCUCACUGUCUGUUACAGAACGGAUGAUGAAGAUGACAUGGGUAUUUAUGUGAGUGAGAUUGACCCCAACAGCAUCGCUGCGAAGGACGGGCGGCUCCGAGAAGGGGAUCGCAUUAUCCAGAUCAAUGGCAUCGAGGUGCAGAACCGAGAGGAAGCUGUGGCACUUCUCUCCAGUGAGGAGAGCAAGAAUAUCUCCUUACUUGUGGCAAGACCAGAAAUUCAGCUGGAUGAAGGAUGGAUGGAUGAUGACAGAAACGAUUUUCUGGAUGACUUGCACAUGGACAUGUUAGAGGAACAGCACCACCAGGCAAUGCAAUUUACUUCCAGCAUGCUUCAGCAGAAGAAGCACGAGGAGGAUGGAGGCACCACAGACACAGCCACGAUUUUGUCCAACCAGCACGAGAAGGACAGCGGCGUGGGGCGCACGGACGACAGCACUCGCAACGACGAGAGCUCCGAGCAGGAGAACAACGGGGACGAUCACACCACCUCCUCCAACACUUUGGGGAGCCAGAAGAAGCUGACCUACAGCCACGACACCCUGGGAAGUGGGGACAUGCAGUUCAGCAAUGAGUCGUUCAUCUCGGCCGACUGCACCGACGUCGACUUCCUGGGCAUCCCUGUGGACGAGUGCGAGCGGUUCCGGGAGCUGCUGGAGCUGAAGUGCCAGGUGAAGUCUGCCAACCCCUACAGCCUGUAUUACCAUAACAGCACCCUGGAGAUGAGCAAAAGCGACCAAGAGAGCGUCGACAGAGAGCUGGAGAUGCUCAACGAGGAGCUGCGCAACAUCGAGCUGGAGUGCCUGAACAUCGUGAGAGCCCACAAAAUGCAGCAGCUGAAGGAGCAGUACCGGGAGCCCUGGAUGCUGCACAACAGCGGCUUCCGAAACUACAACACCAGCAUCGACGCCCGCAGGCACGAGCUCUCGGACAUCACCGAGCUGCCCGAGAAAUCUGACAAGGACAGCUCGAGUGCCUACAACACGGGCGAGAGCUGCCGGAGCACUCCGCUCACGCUGGAGAUCUCCCCCGACAAUUCCCUGCGCAGAACUGCAGAAGGCAUUAACUGUCAAGGAAACGAGGGGGCAGUGGCGUAUAAUGUCUCCCAAAAGAAUCCGUGCGCCGGCUCGGAGAGCCAUGAAUCCAGCGCUGGGAAAUGCCACUCCUCCACUAAAGAUCCCGACCUUGGCAAGCAGCUGGAGAGCAAGGAGAGGAAAGGCAGCGAUGGCAGCAAAAGCCCCACUCACGGUCAGAAAGCCUCGGGCUCCUACGCGUCCCCCUACCACCACUCCCCGUACAAACAUGCUCACAUCCCUGCCCACGCCCAGCACUACCAGAGCUACAUGCAGCUGAUCCAGCAGAAAUCUGCCGUGGAAUACGCGCAGAGCCAGAUGAGCCUGGUGAGCAUGUGCAAGGACUUGGCCUCGGGCCAGAGCGAGCCGAGGAUGGAGUGGAAGGUGAAGGUCAGGAGCGACGGGACGCGCUACAUCACCAAGAGGCCGGUGAGGGACAGGCUGCUGAGGGAACGGGCCAUAAAGAUCAAGGAGGAGCGCAGUGGGAUGACCACGGAUGACGACGCCAUCAGUGAGAUGAAGAUGGGCCGGUACUGGAGCAAGGAGGAGAGGAAGCAGCACUUGGUGAAAGCCAAGGAGCAGAGGAGGCGGCGGGAGUUCAUGAUGCAGAGCAGGUUAGAGUGCUUAAAGGAACAGCAAGGCGCAGAGGAGAAGAAGGAGAUGAACAUCAUUGAACUGAGCCACAAAAAAAUGAUGAAGAAGAGAAACAAAAAAAUAUUUGACAAUUGGAUGACGAUCCAAGAACUGCUAACCCAUGGAACAAAGUCGCCGGACGGCACGCGGGUGUACAAUUCCUUCCUGUCAGUGACUACUGUAUAAUCAAUCCCCAGUGCUAAAUUAUGUACAUAAAACACUACCAGUGGGGUAGGAAUCGAUGCCUCGUUCAAUGUGGCAAGGUUUUUGUAUAUAAGAUACGGUCACCAAGUUUAUAGUUCAAAUACUGAACUCUACAGCCGUGGGUGCCAGGAUCUCCAUUCUGCAGUGGAGAGGAAGCUUGCCCAUCUCCUUCAAAGGCAAUAUUAGCAGUGCUUUUUGGAAUACUGAUUGUACUUUUUUACUUGUUACCUUUUACAUGAAGUGUUUAAAUAUCAGAAAUGUAUUAACCAUACUUACACAGGUAAUUUGCUUAAACUAUAUUCAUAUUAAAAGGUACCCGUGCUUUUCUUUACCAAAAAAAAA